Molecule: messenger RNA, 906 nt
Organism: Cyclocybe aegerita
Lineage: Eukaryota; Fungi; Basidiomycota; Agaricomycetes; Agaricales; Hemipholiotaceae
Source: the annotation of a GenBank genome assembly
AUGGACCCAGACGACGUCCAUCUGACAGCAGUCAACACUCCCUUUGGCUUAUACGAGUGGCUGGUCAUGCCAAUGGGCUUGCAGAAUGCCCCUUCCAUCCACCAACAUCAUGUCACCCAUGCUCUCUGUGCACAGCUUGGCCACAUCUGCCACAUAUACCUUGAUGACAUUAUUAUCUGGUUGAACAGCAUGGCGGAGCACAUCCAACGUGUCGAGGAGGUGCUUGAGGCACUACGUGCUGCCAAGUUGUAUUGCAACCCAAAGAAAACAGAACUAUUCUGUACUGAGAUCUACUUCCUGGGACACAGGAUCUCUGCCCGUGGAAUUGAAGCGUGCAACAAGAAGGCUGAGAAAAUCCUCAGCUGGCCAGUCUCCAAGAAUGCUACAGAUGUGCGUUCAUUCCUUGGUCUUGUUCGCUACAUGGCUGCCUUCCUCCCAAACCUGUCACAGCACACAGCUGUCCUCAACCCGCUGAUGUCAAAGGACUUUGACAAGAAACUACCACAGUGGUUGCCAGAGCAUCAGCUGGCCUUCGAUGCCAUUAAGAAGGUUGUUGCUGGCCACGAUUGUCUCACCACCAUCGACUACGCCAAGAUGCCCAAAAACAAGAUUUAUGUCACAACAGAUGCCAGCAACUUGGGAACAGGUGCAGUGCUCUCAUUUGGAAUGAGUUGGGAGACAGCACACCCUGUCACAUUCGACUCCAUCACCUUCAAAGGCCCCCAGCUCAAUUACCCAGUACAUGAAAAGGAAAUGCUCGCAGUCAUCUGUGCAUUGCACAAAUGGCACUCAGACUUAAUUGGUGUCCCUUUCUUGGUGUAUACGGACCACAAGACACUAAUGAACUUCCAGGGACAGAAGGACCUAUCAUGUCGACAGGCCCGUUGGAUGGAAUUUCUCUCUUAG